AUGUCAACUGAGUGGUCCUUGGAUUUCUGUCUGGUCUGUGACCGACAGACUCUAGGAGCUCCCUACUGCUCCCAAACAUGUCGCUUAGCAGAACUGGACUUGGAAUCAUCAGAUGCAAUGUCACGGCGAUCAAGCCAGGCAUCAACACACUGGGAGACUGGUCCUUCGCAGCCAUCUGAAGCAAAUCCUCGCGCAAAUGCCCUACCCUCUCGAAUCCUAUCGGCCUCAUCAUCUCAAACCUCCCUCUCUUCUCUGAAGAGCAAUGCAUCUACUUCCAACGCGGCCGAUCGGCUCCAAGAUGAGUUACGGGAUUAUGCCAGUUGCUUCGACCAAGUCCGUGACCUCAAGCGCCGCUUGACUACCACUUAG
Messenger RNA from Penicillium arizonense, 369 nucleotides. RefSeq lists its product as uncharacterized. The record is from RefSeq and is a predicted model, not a curated record. Bases 1 to 369 code for a protein of 122 amino acids. The transcript has a single exon. NCBI's taxonomy places the organism in Eukaryota, Fungi, Ascomycota, Eurotiomycetes, Eurotiales, Aspergillaceae.